Molecule: messenger RNA, 2604 nt
Organism: Metarhizium robertsii ARSEF 23
Lineage: Eukaryota; Fungi; Ascomycota; Sordariomycetes; Hypocreales; Clavicipitaceae
Exons: 2
Coding region: 1-2604 (867 amino acids)
Cellular component (GO): TORC1 complex; fungal-type vacuole membrane
Source: RefSeq, a predicted model, not a curated record
AUGCACGCUGCCAUCAGCGCACGGCCAGCCACGGCCAGUCACCGUCUUCGUCCACCCUCCACAUGUGCGCUCUUCACCGCAGCGCAGCGCAGCCCUGUCUGCUCCCCGGAUGUCUGGUUUCAAUCUCGAGUGCUUCCAGAUGCCCCCAUCCACCUAUCAGCCAUCCAGUCUUCUUUGCAACCCUCCAUCUCGUCACAGUCCGCCACCCUCCACCAUAUCUGUUUCCAGUCUAAGUCGGACGAAACCCGCACACGGCCAAAGACGACGACGACGACGAGAGAGCGAGAGCGAGAGAGAGAAGGCCUUUUAAAAAAAGACAUCUCAUCCAUUCACCUACCGUCCUCGGCCUGCCCUAUCCGACCAGUUGACGUCUGUCAUUGCUUAUCCCGUCGCUCGGCCCUGGACGACGACUUAUCAAGAACUCCUGCUCCUCUUCCGCGCACCCGGGCUGCUUCUGCCACCUGCGACUCUUCUUGCAGCCGGUCAAUUGGCAUUCCGACUCCAAAAGUUGGUGGACAAGCUCAUCUCCUCAAUACCAAUUCGCCUUCGCAGCCGUCAUCGCCGACUCCGACAUUCACACGUGUCCCGCAUCACCAACCAAGGCAGCCGCAGCCGAAGACGGCACAUCCUUCGGUCGGACGAGAGCCUCUGCAGUGUUCAGCAGCACCGCAGCACCGCAGCAUCGCACCGCUGCAUGUCUCCCAACGUCGCCGUCUUCGCCCCCAGUGCCAGCCAUCAGCUCGACCCAUCAGCUCCAGCCCAGCAUUGAUUGCUCUCGAGCCAGCGCUUGCACCACUUGCCCGAGACACCAACCACAGCAGGCCAAGUACCUCGGUGCUGGAGUGCGCAGGUGCUACCGUCGACACCAUGCCGCGAGACAGGGACCUGGACAACGCAUCGUCCGGUGGCCAAUCAAAGCGCCCUCCCCUCAACCACCGGGACAGCGACUCUCACAGCGACACGACAAAUACCUCGGGAGCUCCGUCUCACCCUCAUCGUACAAAGCAUCACCAGAAGCAGCACCACGUCGGCCACGCUGGUCGCCUGCACGCCCGCGUCCCUUCCUCAAAAGCAGUCCACAAACAGCAUGGCAACGCUCAUCCUCACCCUCACCCUCAUGCCCACACCUCCAAGCUGAAUCGACGACCAGCUUCGCGACCUACCUCGCCCACCGAAUUCGACCAAGUCGCCCAGCGCCCGCCGCCGCACCGCAGAGCCACCAGUGAAGUCAAGCUCUCCCGCCAGUCUUUCCCCGCCAAUCUGCCCAAGAGCUUGUCGCACACGAGCUUGAAGCGCAAUCGCUCACACGUCGAGGUUGGCAAACGGACUCGGUCGUCGGACAAGCUCAAACGAAGCUCGAGCGGCACGGGUAUACAUAGGCAGCCUGCUAAACCCAGCAAGAUCCAGGUGCAUUUUGACCUAGGGAGCGACGAUCCCGAAGACGAGUGGGUGGAUGCCAGCGGCUCCAAUUCACCAUAUCUCUCACGCAAAGGCUCGCUCAACAGCAGCGCUCAAUCGUCUUUGAGGCAAGGACCUAGUGCCGAGAACUCGCGGCCCGUGACCCCGAGUACUACUUCCAAAUCCCGGGAACCAGACCGUCCGUCACCAGACCGUGAAACAUCUCACCAUAAAGAAUACCUCACCUCUCGCCUCCUACAGCGAACACCGUCGCACGGUGCACCGCCGCAAAUGACCGUCGACCUUGCCAAUGCAGCACCGGCGCAACUGUCCCGCUCCGUCAGCUCCACUGGCCGCAACGUAACGCCUUCGGCAGGGAGCAAUCAAGAUGAGCUAGUGUCCCGAUUUGUCGAUGCUGCCAGUUCUGGCCUGGCAAGCCAGGGAUCAUUUUAUCACCCAGCUCACGCCACCGGCCGAGGUCCGAAUGAUGUCCCCCGAAGGCCCGACUCAAUGACCCAUAUCGAUCUGGCCCCGAAAAAUGACGAUGCCGAACCAGUGCCGGUGCCGGUGCCAUCGGCCGAAAUCGAUAACAGCGCCUUGGUACCAAAGGCUGGCAGGCGGACAGUGGGCCCGCCGGCAGAAACAUCACGCACACAGCAAAAGUUGAAUUUGCAGCGGGCUAGCUCAGUAUUGGAGCCUGGCCAAGCAUUGACAGGGGCAGUGGGUGUAGUUGGAGCGAGCCCAUUGAUCGGCGUUGGGGGUCCUGGCUACGACGGAGGAAACAGCCGUGAUCCUCGUAUUGGCAAACUGCUGGAACGAACAGGCAUGGAGUACCUCGUCGUUCGGAGAUAUCAAAACCCCGUUGCUCGAUCUUUGAACCGCCUCAGUCGUCUUCCCGGGAUGGAGAAGAAGCGAAGGAUUCCACGCACAGCUGCUGGCUCUUUGAAUGGCAAACGGACUGUGGAUGUCAAUGCUCGACAUACUCGAAACGUCAGUAUGCCGGAUCCGCGCCAAACCGCGCUCAAAUCUGGUGCAUCAAUUAGAACCAAUGGAGCUGGUUCCAGCUUUGACGGAGAUGACGUUGCCAGAUUGAAUGAACGAUUAAGCGGAGCGAGCCUAGUUGCGGCCGAAGAGGAGGAUGGUACGAACGCUCUGCUUCGUAAUCUAUGGGACAAAUCGAUGGAUCUUAGCGCCAGUACUGACUAG